AUGGAAACAAAACUGUUGUCGGAUAAUAUUAAUUGUGAGUCUGAUCCUCAAUGGGGGGGAGGUAAUGGACAAACCCUCGCCCUAUGUGUUACCGUACAAAUACAUCCAAAAUACUUUUGCAAGGGCACCUCGAAACAGAGUUUGCUGCACUGCACUUCGCAGCAGGGAAUAGAGCAACGACUUCAACAAAAUAAUGUUCGUAAAAAUAAAAUCGGGCAAUGA
Macrosiphum euphorbiae (potato aphid) is the source of this 222-nucleotide messenger RNA. Lineage: Eukaryota; Metazoa; Arthropoda; Insecta; Hemiptera; Aphididae. The record is from the annotation of a GenBank genome assembly.